Molecule: messenger RNA, 4597 nt
Organism: Perognathus longimembris pacificus (Pacific pocket mouse)
Lineage: Eukaryota; Metazoa; Chordata; Mammalia; Rodentia; Heteromyidae
Gene: Znf219
Product: zinc finger protein 219
Exons: 5
Coding region: 1998-4142 (714 amino acids)
Biological process (GO): regulation of DNA-templated transcription
Cellular component (GO): nucleus
Molecular function (GO): RNA polymerase II cis-regulatory region sequence-specific DNA binding; DNA-binding transcription factor activity, RNA polymerase II-specific
Source: RefSeq, a predicted model, not a curated record
CACAUUCCCAGCCAAGGAAUACAAUUUUUAAAACCUCUAAGACCUUCUGUAGUUUUUCUGUGUCUCAUCUGUAGAGCCAAACUGGCAAACAUGGCCCUUCUUGCACUUCCCAGACCUAUCUGUGGCACUGAGGUGGCCCCAGUAACAUUUCUGGUAGCCCACUGCACUCUCCAUGGUACUGAAGGAAUGACCAUUUGUUUUAAGAUCUCUGGGGUCCAGGAGAGUCUUGUGACUUGGAACUGCAAAAGUUUACUGCUGGAGGGGACUGUCGAUGUAAACUGGCCCAGCGUCUUAUUUUAUAGAUAAUUUACUGAAGGUUGUAUAACGACUAAUAGUCUUAAAAUAACCUUGUACCCCUUAAUUCUAUUCUAAUUCAACAUUUAUGAAAUUAUUCAGUGGACCCAACUAUGCUACUGGUCCAAGGAAGUGAGCUUAUUUAGAGGAUCCAGGGACAAGAGUGAGAGCCCAAAUUUGAAGCUCCUGAAAUACACGUGGUGCGUAGUGGUGGUGCUUGUCUAGUGACCCUUGGGUAAGGACAUUUUUAUUCAUGAAUGUCCUGCCAAUAAUACUCUAAAAGCUUGGAUUCUACAGGUAACAAAUACUUGUUCCUUCAGUGGAGUACACCAGUGUUAAAAUUAAAGAGGCCCUGGCCCACCAGUGCCUUUUCUUUGCUGAUAAACGGGGCUGACUCCUGGCCCAGUUCCCUUCUGUUAAAAAUUUGUAAGGAAAGUAAUGCUGGAGUCCUUUUCUUUCUUGGUAACCCGUUUGUUUCAUAAUGUCCAUUAAUUGUAAGAAGGAAGUUCUUCAUGUCUCAAAUAUUCUAUCUUAGGAAAGCAAGAUGGGAAAAACAAAUGUCUAGGACCACAUGUGUUUAGCCUUGACCAGAUACAUACAUGACUGACUGGUCAGCCCUGAGGCCUGUUCCCAUCAAUUUGCAUUCUGGGGUUGUUUCUAAGUCCAAAAUCUGACCUCCUCUGCAGCUAAGUGUGAGUCCCUCCCAGCCCCCAUCAUCUUCCUUUCUGUGCUCUUCAGCCUUGGAGCUCAGCAUAUCUCAGGCCUAGGGAAUUUUAGCUGGAGAAUUUUAACCCCUUCUUGCUCAGAGCAUGUGCCGAGCUCCUAUCUGUGCAGAUGGCCCCGCCCCACCCCCAUCCCUCACUCUAGCCUCUUGAGCUCAGAGCCAGUGUAAUCCUCCUCUUGUGUGAGGAAGCCUCUCCCCUGCAGAGAGGAGGGAGCCUGCCUCAGCGCAGCUCUGGACAAAGGGGCUGAGAUGCCCUGUCAAACCGUAGGCUCCGAGGUUUGAAACAAGGAUGAAUCCUAGAUGGUAUUUACAGUUUUUAACCCCUUUCCUAGCUUGGCAGUGACCCUUAACUUCCACUCCUCCCCCAACUCUCUUCAUUCCUUCUGUAGCUCUCUCCCUCCAUGCCCCUCCCCCUCUGUCUGUCUCCAGACUGCUGCAGGGAGGUGUUGCUCUCCCAUGCAUGAAUGAGUCUCUGUAAUGAAUGGAAAUGAAUGGAUCAGGAAUCCAGGCAGAGGGAGGGAGAGUGAGGGAGAAGACAGGGUAAGGCUAGAAGCAAGGACUCAGGAACCUGGAAGAAUGUUUGGCUGUUGGUCAGUGGUGUGAGAGUGACUGGUCCUAGUUGGAUAACUGGGGAGCAUGACCAGCCUUCCUGUUUGCUUAUCAAGCUGCAUAGCCCAACCAUAAUGAAAGAGGGGUACCCUGUGAUGGCUGCUCCUAUCACCAGGGGGUGAGGAGGAGGAGGUAGUGGUGGUUCUGGAUUAGAAAUUUUAAAAGUAUAAUCUGGGGGAAGAAGUCUGGAUUAUCAGAGAACCUUUGGGUCCUGGCCAAACAAGGGGUAAAGGCUUUGAGGACGCCAAACAGGAAGGAUGAGCUGCCUCAUGCAAAUAGGAAGAAGGGGGCCUCAGCACCUGUUGCCUUCAUUAGCAGCUUUCCCUCUUCCUCCCUGCACUCCUCAGAACCAAAGAAUGUGAAGAGGUCCAUGGAGGGCUCACGUCCCCGUAUCUCUGGUGGCCACUUAGCACCAUCGCCACCAGCCUUCGAAGGCGAGCUGGAUCUGCAGCGUUACUCCAACGGGCCCAGUGUGAGCGCGGGGCCCCCUGGGAUGGGAGCCGUGGGCUGGUUGGAGAGUCGUGCAGGCGAGCGGCGCUUCCCCUGCCCUGUGUGCGGGAAGCGCUUCCGCUUCAAUUCCAUCCUGGCUUUGCACCUGCGAGCACACCCGGGCGCCCAGGCCUUCCAGUGCCCACACUGCGGCCAUCGCGCAGCGCAGCAGGCUCUGCUGCGCUUGCAUCUCCGAACGCACCAGCCAGAGCGCCUGGAGCGCCCACGAAGCCCAGCUGCUCGCUUGUUGCUGGAGUUGGAGGAGCGCGCGCUACAGCGCGAGGCCCGACUAGGCCGAGCCCGAAGUUCUGGAAACAUGCAGGCCACCUCUGCCACUGAGGGCCUGGCACAGCCUCAAGUUCCUUCAUCGUCGGCUGCCUUUCGUUGCCCUUUUUGCAAAGGCAAGUUUCGAACCUCUGCAGAGCGUGAGCGCCACCUGCACAUCUUGCACAGGCCUUGGAAGUGCAGCCUGUGCAGUUUUGGCUCGAGCCAGGAGGAGGAGCUGCUGAGCCACAGCCUGACAGCCCACGGGCCCCCGGAGCGCCCCCUGGCGGCCGCUCCUGCGGGGUCCCAGCCAGAACCCAGAUCUGCCCCAGAACCAGAGCCCCGACCCAAGUCUGAGCCUGAACAGGAGGCGACUCCUGUCCCAGCUCCUGCAGCUCCAGAGGAACCCCCGGCGCCCCCGGAGUUCCGCUGCCAAGUUUGCGGCCAGAGCUUUACACAGUCCUGGUUCCUCAAAGGCCACAUGCGCAAGCACAAAGCCUCCUUUGAUCAUGCCUGUCCUGUGUGUGGCCGCUGCUUCAAGGAGCCUUGGUUCCUUAAGAACCACAUGAAGGUGCAUGCCAGCAAGCUGGGUCCUCUGCGUGCUCCAGGGCCUGGCUCUGGGCCUGUCCGGGCACCUCAGCCUCCUGACCUGGGCCUGCUGGCCUAUGAGCCACUGGGCCCGGCACUACUCCUGGCCCCGGCGCCCACCCCAGCUGAGCACCGAGAGCCUCCGAGCCUUUUGGGCUACCUGAGCAUCCGAGCAGGUGAAGUCCGACCCAAUGGUGAGGGUGCUGAGUCCACAGCAGGCCGCAGUUUUGGAAGCUUCCGCCCCCUGCAGUCAGCUCUUCCCUCGAGAGCUCACCGGAACCAGGCAGAGGAGCCCGAGGAGGAAGAGGAGGUGGUAGAGGCUGAAGAGGAGAGCUGGGCCCGGGGCAGGUCGCUGGGCCCCCUGGCUUCAGUGUAUCCGCGCCCGGGUGAGGGGCAGGGGCACUCUGCACCUGGAGGGUCCCAGGCAAGAUCCACAGCCACACAGGAAGAAAAUGGGCUGCUGGCCGGAGGGACUCGGCCUGAAGGCAGCCGGGGGGCUACUGGCAAGGAUUGCCCUUUCUGCGGAAAAUCUUUCCGCUCAGCGCAUCAUCUCAAAGUGCACCUGAGGGUACACACAGGUGAGCGUCCCUACAAGUGUCCACACUGUGACUAUGCAGGCACCCAGUCCGGCUCGCUCAAGUACCACCUGCAGCGUCACCACCGAGAGCAGAGGAGUGGCGCAGGUCCUGGACCACCUCCAGAGCCACCGCCCUCUUCCCAGCGGGGUUCAGCUCAGCCAAAGUCGGCUCAGCCCCCUGCUACUUGGGUGGAGGGCACCACAAACCCUCGGCCUCCUUCAAGCAGCUCUGGGCCUGGGUCCCGUCGUAAGCCUGCCAGUCCUGGGAGGACCCUGCGAAAUGGGCGAGGUGGUGAGGCAGAACCCCUGGACCUGUCCCUAAGGGCGGGGCUGGGAGGUGAGGCUGGGCCGGGGGGCUCCCUCCACCGCUGCCUCUUCUGCCCCUUUGCCACUGGAGCCUCUGAGCUCAUGGCCCUGCACCUACAAGUGCACCACAGCCGCCGGGCUCGAGGUCGUAGGCAAACCCAAGCUGAUGCUUCUCCGCCCUACACCCUAACACCAUCAGGAGAGACCCCACCCAGCCCUCCGCUGGAAAGGGAGGACAGCUCAGGGCUGUCUAGGCCAGGAGAGGCAGGACUAGGGGCACAAGAACAGUAGGGUGCCCUCCUAGGGGCAAAUAGCUUAGUGAGCUUACCCCGCUGGAGUGGGGAGCCUAGAGGUAGUUGGGUAGAACAGCCAGCAGGGGGCAGCGUGGGACCCAUAUCCCAACCCCAAGUGGACCAGUUGUGGAGGGGGCAGCAGGUGAAGGAGGGUGGGCAGGCAGUCCCCACCCAGCCCAGGGGAGUCACAGUGCCUUAGAAGUGGCAGAGGUGAGGGUCAAAGAAUGGGGUCCUAGGGCUGGCAGAGGGUUAUAUCCCUGUUGAGGAGCCACUCUGCCAGUUUUUGCUGGUCCAUAGAAGUGAAAGUUUAUUUUUGUACAAGGGGUGGGGGUGGGGGGCACUGUACCCUUCUAGCCCCAUUAGGGGCCUGUAGACGUUGAUAUUUUUGGUACGAUUCCUGUCAUCCCUGUUGCAGUCAUGUCCCCAAAUAAACCGGUGUCUUGAGGCACAGGG